GUCUACGCGAUUGUAGCCAGUCGGGCUGGGUGGUCGGUAACGAGAGUGUGGUGUGCGCACGAGUGACAGACGCAAGACAGUCAACGUGCGAAAAGCGUGCGUGACGCGAGAUAAGCGUGCCCGUUGUUGUCAUGACGUUUGCGUGAGUGGCGGCCAGCGCGUCUAGCAGCCAAACAACCAGCCAUGUCGAGUCUCAGAAACAUGGCGCGCGAUUCCCGGCGCGCGGAUUCGCGACGCGUUGUCGCCGUCGGCAGCAGUAGUGGUGGCGGUGCGACGGUGCGGUGCAAAUUGGUGCUGGUCUUUUUGGUGUUGCUGCUGGCGAUCAUCGUUCCUACCGCGUACGCCGAGAACCAAGGUCCGUCCGCAGACUUUAGCAGACACACUUUGGUGAGACCGCGAGUGUAUCACGGCAGAACGAAGAGGCAGAUCUCAUCGACCAAAGAGAAUGAUAUCGAACAUGCGGACGUGUUGACGGUAGGAUUCAACGUGGACGGCGUCGAGCGCGUUCUCGACCUUCGACUGAACACCGAUCUAAUUCCGGUCGGCUAUCAGCAACGCCACCAGCAUCGCGGCACGUACAAAGUGCACACCCCGUCGAAAGUUGAACUCUGUCAUUACCAAGGCAGCGUUCGAGAUGUUCCCGAUUCGUGGGUGGCGUUAUCCACUUGCAAAGGAUUGCGCGGUGUCAUCUUCGAUGGCGAGAACCUCCACCACAUCCAUCCAGAAGAUGAGAGCCUGGAUUCCGCACAUUACCUUUACAAACACAGCGAUCUCAUUGCCAAUAACACUUGCGGUUACGAAGGCACGCCGUCGCACCUCGUCUCGCCUCCUGACGAUCGUGAGAUUAAAAGGCUCUCCAGGCAUAAAAGAGCAGCCGAAAUUAUUCGUGGGCCUUACAAUGCAAAUAGGCAAUCACGCUACGUAGAGUUGGUACUCGUAAUAGACAAGAAGGAAUACAUAGCACUCAACGAGAACCUGGACAAAGUGCAUCAGCACUGUAAGGACAUCGCCAACAUUAUUAACGCUCUGUAUAUGCCGUUGAACAUAUUCAUCGCCCUAGUCGGCGUGCAGGUGUGGUCCGAGUCGGAUGAGAUAGCAAUGUCAUCGGAUGGCGACAAGACUCUGUCCAAUUUCCUGAAAUACCGUAGGGAAAAGCUGGUCCAGGACAUUCCCAACGACAACGCCCAGCUGCUGACGCGAAUCACUUUCGACAACGGGGUGGUCGGCAAGGCUCUCAAGGGACCGAUAUGCACCUACGAAUUUUCCGGCGGUGUCUCCAUGGAUCAUUCCAACGUUGUCGGCUUAGUGGCGGCUACCGUCGCGCACGAGAUGGGCCAUAAUUUUGGCAUGGAGCACGAUUCAGCGGAUUGCAGCUGUCCUGAGGAUAAAUGUAUAAUGGCAUCGUCUAGCGGUUCGUCCGGGCCAACGCACUGGUCAACAUGCUCACUGAAUCAUCUAGCUGUCGCCUUCGAGCACGGCAUGGAUUACUGUCUGAGGAACAAACCGCAGAAGCUGUUCGACAGCCCCAUAUGCGGCAACGGAUUUGUCGAGCCGGGCGAACAGUGUGACUGCGGCCUGAAGGAGAACUGCGACAAUCCUUGCUGUAAUGUAACCACCUGCAUGCUGCACAGCAAUGCGAGCUGCGCGACCGGUGAAUGUUGUGACCUGAAGACUUGCAAGCCGAAGAGCGCUGGCACAGAGUGUCGGAAUGUCGAGCAUGAGUGCGAUUUGCCAGAGUACUGCACGGGUCAGAGCGAAUAUUGUCCGGCGGACGUGUUCAAGAUGGACGGUGAGACUUGCAACAGGGGCGAGGCUUUCUGCUAUCAGGGUUCGUGCAGGACUCACGACGAUCAGUGCAAGUUGUUGUGGGGUCCCACCGGAUGGUCCUCCGACGCGCAGUGUUACCAGAUGAAUAACAAGGGAACGAGGAACGGUAACUGCGGUUACAAUCGCAUUGACUCGAGCUUCAUCAAAUGCAACGAUCAAAAUCUUCUCUGCGGCAUGCUACAUUGCAAACACUUGAACGAACGACUAGAGUUCGGAAUGGAAUCAGUCGCGACGUUGAGCCAUUCUUUCAUCAAUAACGGCGGCAAAAUAAUACCGUGUCGUUCAGCCAUGGUCGAUCUCGGAUUGAGCCAGACCGAUCCUGGACUCGCACCGGAUGGCGCAAAAUGUGCACCUGGCAAAAUGUGUGUGAAUCAGAAGUGUAUGUCAGUGGAGGAUUUGAAAGCAUCUGUAUCUGGGGGUAAAGCUUGCCCGAACAAUUGCAAUAGUAACGGAGUGUGCAAUAGUCUUGGUCAUUGCCACUGCAAUCGUGGCUUCCGACCACCCGACUGCCUUCAUCCUGGAGUAGGAGGCUCUGAAGAUAGCGGCCCAGCCGAAGAUCCUAAUGCGAGGAACGAUUUUAUAACCGCGCUUUACGUUAUCUUCCUGGGAGUGGUGCCCGCCGUAGCCCUGCUGCUACUCGGAGUUUGGUACGUCAGGAAUUCCGGACAGCACUGGAAGAAGGAUGUGAUGUCUACGACCGAUCGUGGCCACAAUGGAUUGCUAAUCAAAACGAUCGAUCGUUCCAGCCCCAUAUCUCGUAACAUCGAAACGAUCGACUCUAGUUUGAAUCAAGAUCCGGCGUGCGCGAGUCUGCUACCUAAAACAGAUACGGACGAGCGCUACAACAACAAUAUGUUCGGCCAGUUCAAAGGUUUCACGAUCACGCCGAUACACCCGAGUCAAUCCAAAUUGAUCGAGCCAACGAAACCGGCCCCGCCUCCGCCAGGAUGGAUACCCACCGUAGCGAUCAAGACAAACGUAACGAAGCCAAUCGUGCAAAAGUGCAAUGCGCCGCAAAGGAGCAAUCUGUUAAAUCCUAACAUCAGCGAAUCAAAUUCGAUCGCGCCGGCAUUGCCGCCGUUGAAUCCCGGAUCUACGGCGCGGCCGCUGAUCAGUAGUCCUGUAUUGGCGGCCACAACCUGCACAUCCGUCGAACUGGUAGCCAAGAUACCCACAAGACCUGCCCCGGAUAUACCUACGCGUGCAGCACCGGCACCGCCUAUCGCUUCGACAGCCCUUCUGAAGCCGCAGAGACCCAACAGCACUCCUUUGACGAAUGUAAUCCUACCGGAGCCUGAGAAGAAGCCGGAAAAGGGCAGUACGUUGAAUCGAAUCGCGUCGAUGUUGCGUCCCGGAUCCGGGAUCAUGAGAAGUAACUUUCAGAAUUCGCAGAAGGAUGACAAGAACACAAAUUCUUUGCCGAGGAGUCAACAUCACAAAGCCAACAAGGUCAUCGACAAGGAGAUCUUGAGGAACCUAGAGAUUUCCAAUCCAAUACUGCAGAAGGAGAUCGAGAUUGCGACGCCGGUGAUCCCGGUGAUACCGGCGGUCGAGAUCGAGAAGAGGAACGUGGUUCUGCGAGCGCAGUCGAUGAGGGACAGCAAGGUCACACCGAGAACUCCGAUCCACACGUUCGGUUCGAUGCGUCAGACGACACCUGUCAAGAGGCCCACCAGUAUCCCGGCCAGCGUGAGGCCGACGUCACCACCUCCGGGUCCACCGAACACCGCGCAGACGGAGAAAGCCGCCGAGAACGCGAUAAAAAUUCCCGGACUGCCAGGCUACCAGAAUCCGCCGAUGAUAGCUGCUCAGAAGCCGGUGGAGAACACUUACGACGACUGCAUGAACCUGAUCGCGGAAUCGUCCCUGACGAAGAUCACGGAGGAAUCGCCCACGAACGACAACAUCUACGCGGUGAUAGAGGAAUCCGUGCCGGAGAAGAACAGGAAGAACGCGGAGACCACGCAGACGGUGGAUAACGAAUACAAAUUGCCAAAGCGCAUCGACGCGACGUCCGCUGGUACGAACAGCCUCGAGUCGAUGGGUUUACUGUCGGAGAUCGUGUCCGAGAUAUCGAAUCGCAAUUUCGACUCCAUAUACUCCACCUCAACGCUAAGCAGAAAGAAGAAGGAGAAGAACGGGGAGAACGUUCCGAAGAGUCCGGAGAAUAUGGGCUCCAACAGUUCCUUGGGCGGCUACAUGAAUUCAGGCCACUACAAAACACCCGGGAGCGUUUACUCGAACUCGACUUCCGGUAAAUUCAAUUCUUCGAGCUCCACCACCAGCUCUGGCUACCUUCAUCCAUCCGUGAUAAACGUCCCGCAGGUGCACAAAAAGGAGUCGAACGAGAAUCCAUCGGACGCAAACGACAACGUGACAGCAGUCGACAAAAGCAAACUGAACACCCUCAAGUCUGAUAAUCCGAAUAUAAACGACGAGCUGUCCAAGGAACUCGGUAUGAAGCCGCCUGAGAAUCCUGUAGGAUACAAACCGUUCGCGCCGUCGAAAACUCGACCGUCUCAUUUGAUACAUAUCAAAAAGGACGACCAAGGUGAGAGUAAAGUUAAACCGUCGUUGAGCAGGACUAAGACACCUCCGAACAUCGCGAAGAGUCCGACUCUGAAAGAAUCGGCCGAGUCGAGCGUAAAACUUGCGAGACAAAGUUCAGAUAAUACGUUAAAAUCCUUGAAACCUUCGAAAACUUGCGACGCGAAUUCGGCGACGCCAAAGCCGAGUUCGGACGCGAGUCCAACCGUGAGACAAACGCAACUGAACGCGAGCAAAUCCAACAGCGACUUGGAUAAAGAAGAGUCGCAAACACCCGUAUGUGUAAAAAAUGUGCCUUGUAGUCCUAAGAAUAAUCCGGGGAAGUUCAAUAGCCCGGAUCUGGUGUCGAGCUGUUCGAACUCCAAUCAGGGCGGUACGAAGUCGCCGGACGUCGUGGGCAGCAAUUCCAAGUUCAGUCUCCCACUGAAAACCGUUCAGAAAACACCCACGCUGCCGAGAGGCGGACAGAAGACACCCACUACACCAUUGAAGCCUCUAAACAUUACGUCCAAAGCAGCUAGUCUCUCGGAAAGAAAGAAGUCUCCGACCGGCAACGCGAAUGUGACGAAAUCGUUGUCGCCGUCUGCCAAAGAACCGAGUAACGGCGGCACGAAGACGUCGCAGUUAACGUCGAAGACGCCCACCAAAAUGGAAACCAAAAAUGGGGACGGUGGUGCAGCUGCGAAGACGAAUCCACUGCAGAGAGCUGCGAACGGUAAAUCCAACGUGGCGUCGCUCCAGCAGAAAUUCGAAGCCAACAAGAACAAUUCCGGCGUCACGAGGAUUAUAACGAGUGCGAGUAAAAAGCCGGUGGCGCGAACGACGGAAGUGAACGGCGGCGUGAGGAAAUGAGUAAUCAUCCGGAGGAGAAGCGAGAAAAAUCCACACUUGAAACAUUCUAGUCCAUCACUGAUUCAUUCUCAGUGGAGUAUGCGAGGUAUAAGCGGGUUUGCGAGGUGAAAACAGUAUGCGCGUUUAUACUUGACGAAAAGCAUGUGCAAGUAUAAACGUAGAUACGAAGCGCUGUAUCUCUGUAAACUUCUAUAUUUAAGAAUUCUUAAACGGAAGUUGGAAAAAAUAGUACAAGGAACGAAUCUUUCCUCUCUAAGAUCCAUAAAAACGCUUAUUUUAUGAGCGAAUAUUAUAUUUCUUGUCGGAAUAUUAAGAUGGAUCACGCGAUUAAAUGCGACCGCUGCGUAUAAGAGGCGUGGCAUUGAAAAUUGUAAAUAAUAUCCACUUAAAAAUUCUCAUAUUUUUUGUAGAGACUAUCCAUUGCCGAUGUUCGAAGCGUACAUACACGAUAAUUGCCAAUAACUACCGUAAUAUUUAUCGUAAGCGUUUUAUAAGCGAUAUUACGAGGUGUAAGUGACAUUAUUUUCGAAACCUUCGCUUGAAACUGAAAAGGGCGUGUACGAAAUUAAUUGACCUCUGUGAUAUAUGUGUAUGUAUAAAGAAAUGUUGCACACUCACACACAAACACAACAGAAACACUAUACGCUACAUUGUUACGACUAGCAGGCUAUAGAUGCGACCAAAUUAUUUUAUAUCAUACGACAUAACUACGGAUUGUGUAUUAAAAGUUGGCGCCGUUAAGUUGAAAGCCAUCGAAAAUCGCAGUCAUAUCUGACAGGCAGACGUUAGCUUCGUUAAUGGAAGGUCCUUCUUUCCAAAGAUUACUGUAUAAAAAGGUACGAAAUUAUGCCGUGAAAAUUCCGCGGGAGUCAAAACUGAAACAUCGUUAGUUAGGAGAGUCUAGGUAUUAGUGUUCAUCAACACCGUCGAAUCGAGCAAAGAUGAUAUUUUCUCGAUAGGCAAAACUAUAGGCUGGAAUCAUUAACCAUUUCACCUUUCAGUCGCGCAGCAUCACGCCUUUACAUUAUCAUUGUUCUCCGCGUAAAUUAGUAACAAAGGGCUUGCUUUAGAUGCAAAGACUAAAACUAUUUAUUUGACUGAUCCUUGUAAAUAUGUUCAUAAGAUAGAGAUAUGUAGGAGAUAAGUAAAAUUUUGUACGAUGUACCUUCGCGCUGAAUAAAUUAAGUUGUAAGUUACCCUUAUAUCGCGAGAAAUAACUUCAAAUUUAUUCAACAUUUACUAUUAAGUUAGGAGAUUUUAUUGAAGUCUUAGAGCUGGCUAUGUGUUUAUGCAUUUAUUCUUUCUCUUCCGCGCAGCGGAUUUCUCUUUGUAUGAAUCCAGUAAAAUAUGUUUUUUAUCCAGUCUUUUAUCCAUAGUAUUCAGUUUGUAAUAGUUCCUACGUACAAGUGUUCAGAUCACUCUUCUGUUUCACUAUAAUUCAAUAAAGCUUUUUCAUCAUUUAUUCGCGUUCUCUGCUUUUUCGCGCUUGUUUCUUUAUAGAUAAUCAUCACAUGUGUUACUUUAUUGAAAGGACAAUCAAACAUUCGUUUAGUAUAUGCAUUCAAGGAGAAAGCUUACUUCAGCCCGUUAUUAAUAAAUAAGUAUUAUUUAUAAGAAGACGACUUAAAAAAAAAAAGAAAAACAAAUGCAACUGAAGCGCAACGAGUGAUCGUAUCAAUUGCUAUAUAAAAAUAUUCGACGAAUUGGCUAAAAUACAACGAUUGUUAACGCGUACAGGCAGAAUAGCCCACGAUGAUUGAGUUUUACAACGCUUUGUCUAUUAAGUAACAAAAACUAAGCAUCGUCGCAAUACAUGUCGCAAUAUUGUACAUUCGGUACCAAAGAUAAGUAGCGUUCUAUCUACAACACUGCUGAGAUAAGUACUACAAUAAUUAAUUACUUAGCCAAUAAUUAAUUAAUGUGUACAUUACCUAAACCAUAAUGAUGUUACAAUAAAGUCUUUAUUCCAAUUA
This is a messenger RNA of Linepithema humile (Argentine ant), 7199 nucleotides long. It is a transcript of the gene Meltrin, whose product is annotated as meltrin. Gene Ontology annotation, molecular function: metalloendopeptidase activity. The record is from RefSeq and is a predicted model, not a curated record. NCBI's taxonomy places the organism in Eukaryota, Metazoa, Arthropoda, Insecta, Hymenoptera, Formicidae. Gene Ontology annotation, biological process: membrane protein ectodomain proteolysis.